Dermacentor silvarum is the source of this 5331-nucleotide messenger RNA. RefSeq names its product protein spitz. The transcript is spliced from 4 exons. Gene Ontology annotation, molecular function: epidermal growth factor receptor binding; receptor ligand activity. The record is from RefSeq and is a predicted model, not a curated record. Gene Ontology annotation, biological process: epidermal growth factor receptor signaling pathway. Bases 34 to 354 code for a protein of 106 amino acids. NCBI's taxonomy places the organism in Eukaryota, Metazoa, Arthropoda, Arachnida, Ixodida, Ixodidae.
CUCUUGUGCUUCUCCAGAUGUGCGGAUGGAUAUAUGGGGCAACGAUGCGAGUUCAAGGACCUCGACGGAACCUAUUUGCCCACAAGGCAGCGAGUGCUGAUCGAGACGGCAAGCAUCGCAGGUGGCGUCACGGUGGCAGUCAUACUUGUCUUUAUAGUCUGCGUCACGGUGUACUUGUACUAUCGGCGUAGGAAAGACAAGACAUACUUUGACGUUCCAGAUGAGCCGAAGCUCUUCUUCUGCGACAGGAAGAAGACAACCGCUCCACAGCCACAGCUCGUCCUUAGACAGAGUGACCUCGAGCAAGGCAGGGGAACACACAUGUGCGAAGAUGGCCAGCGUUCCAGCAGCUAGGAGUGCAGUGGCAUCCACUCUUCUAGUUGCAGGCUACUGCUGCCAGUGUCUGUAGUGCAGCGCUCACCGCAUUCUGCCAGUCGUCCAUCCUGUUCCACAGAGGGUGUGAUGACAUAUGCUGGACCUUCUCCUGCCUAACGCCUGCCCUCACCCCUUCCUCAUCUUCGAGACAAGGACAUUGUUGCUCUGCUAUGUUUAUUUAAGCUUCAAAAGACGUCUGGACUGUGCUAGCUGCCCCAGCAGCGGAAAAAGGGAAAGCGUGGUGUGUUGUUUGGCAGGGCUUUGUGUGUUUGUGUGUGUGGAACUGCAGGAACUUCCCUCGUGCUUUUUUUUUUUUUUUUUUGCGCACACGCCUGUUUUAAUUAAUCCCCAUUGUUGUGACUGUCACUGCAGUGCAUUCAGCAGCCUCCUUGCCUUCCGCCUUCUCGCCCGCUACCCCACCUGCCUGGCUGCUUGCUACAUCCCGAUGACUGAUAUUGUUGUCGUAAAGUGCUUGUUGUAGGUUUCCAAAGACACUGCUGUUCAUUCUCGUUCCAUCAUGUAUACAUGGCAUUUUGACAACAUUCCCGGGGCUGCCACUGCUGUGGAGGAAAGCCAACUUCACUGGAUUUGACCGGGCGUGACAUACUUUGUUUUGCAUCUUUUCAUUCUUUUUUCUGCUUUCCUUUCACCCCUUCUCCAUUCACUUGUUUUCUCUCAUGGGUUGUUAACUUAAACACCUUGUUUGCCAUUCUCCCCCUGAUGGACACAAGAAUGCCAUCGGUCCCCAUACCCCACCCCUUGUUUCUUCACCUUGUUUUGUUCUUUUGCUAAAACUUUGUUGUGUUCUUUGUUUGUCACUUCCUCAUGCUGCAUGGGUUUGGAAGCCUUGAAGACAGCAUCACUGUGAUGCCUGUCUUUUCCAGGACACUUGCUUCUGCCGCCAUUAUGUUGAUGAUAGUGUGGCAUCGUAGAUUCCACUUGGCAACUUUUUGGUGGCUGUUGUGUUGAUUGUGUGUGCAUGUGUGUGUGUAGAUAGUGUACAUAAUGUGCAACUCUCUUACUGGAAAAAGAAAAGGCAAAAAAAAAGUGCUAUGUUUCCUCGUUGGCUCGUCGUCUGUUGUCUGCCCCCCCCCCUCCCCCCCCCUUUUUUUUUCUACUCUUGUCACCACAUUGAGCCAGCUUUGUUGAGGAUGGAGAGCUCUGGUUCAGACAAUAUUGAAGAAUGGCUGUGUGUACUGGUGAAUUUGUAUUUUAUCUCAAAUUAUAAGCAGGUAUAAUUUACUUGGCUUCAGUGGAUCUAGUAGGUCCUGCACACCUAACACUGCCCAGUGCACUGAGUCAGAGCACUGCUUAUAUUUGGGUUUUAGAUAGCCAAAAAUAUGUCGCGACGCAGUGCAUGUGCACUAAAACGCACAAUAUUUUUUCAAUUUGUAACACCGAGUACUUAAAAUCUUUUUUUUAUAUUUUAUUUCUGCUUUUUGGGUGCUCUUCUUAAUCCAGUGAGCUGUAGAUGACAUUUUGGGACACUGUGUGGGCCCUAGAGUCCGUCCUUCAUGUAUCGUGGUGGCCAAGGGAAAAAAAAAAUUGUCACUGAAUGUUCCAGUCACCACAAAAGGAAAUGCAGCUUACGUGGUCCUCAUUGAAUUUUACCCAGGUUUUGGAAGUAAGUUUUGGGUAAUAAAAUAUGUACAUUUUAAGACUAUUAAUUCACUAGACAGUGGGGCCCUUUUUUAAUGAGCUUGUCCAACAUGAAUUGCUAUUCUGACAUGGUGAGCAGCUUAUGUGGUCCUCAUUCAAUUUUACCAGGUAUUGGAAGUAAGUUUUGGGUAAUAUGUAGAUUUUAAGACCAUUAAUUCACUAGACAAUGGGCCCAUUUUUUUAAUGAACUUGUCCAACAUGAAUUGCUAUUCUGACAUGGUGAAAUUUCCUCUAAGUUAGCAGUUCAUGGUACAAUUUAGAACAAGAGCUGAUAUGGCAUGCAUUCUUGAACAGGCAUUUAUCUUUAUUAUUUACCAGCAACAAGAUGUACAUUUGCAUCAUUCUCAGCCUUGGUUGAUGAUGCUAAACUGGGACAUAAUGAAGGGGUUUCUCUUAGAAGGUAAUUCUGGUGCUCAGAAACUCGGCUGAAAAUGGUGACCAGAGCCUCUUCAGUGUUUUACAGGCUUGUUUUCUGUUAAGGUGUGAGAAUUGUACAGCCUUAUGAGUAUGACCAAUUGCUAUAUUAUUAUUAUGGUUAUAACUAUUUGUGCAUUGCAAGGGCAGAUGCACUAUUAAGAGCGAAUCUCUUGCUGCCUGUUCUUCCAGUUCCUAUUAUCGUUAGGCCCUUAUUUUUUCUAUUGUAUUCGAGUGGUUCACCACAGCUUGUUGACGAGCCUACGAGGCAAACGUAAAAGUGCUUUCUUCUUUUUUCUUUUCCCCCUCUUCCUUUGUUAACAUGUAGAGAACAUUUUUCAAACCAGACUUGACCCAGUGAUGCAUUUUGGGACGUUUGUUUCUAAUGCUAGUGCUUGAACUUUGGCAAUGCUGCAUUUACCAGGGGCUUUGAAUCUCGGGUGCUUGCUCGGUCUCUACUUUGUGCAACCCAGGCACAUGGGAGCUGUUGUGUUAGUUUCAUUUGUUUACUUUUCUUUGCAUAUGGUUGUUGCCUGCUGAGAAGCCGUUGUGCAUUUGGAGGUUGAAUUUUCUUGCAGAAUGAAAUCUCAAGGAUGUUAGGGGGGAAGGGGGGGGGGGGGGUCAAUCACACGAUGCUGUAGCGUUUGUUGCAUCAAGUUCUUGUGACUUAUUUCACGAGGCACUGCACAUUGGCAUACUUUAAGUAGAGAAUUUUGUAGCUGUGCAUAUUACAUAGAAAUUAGGUUUCCUGACCUCAUCAGACAUGGCAUUAAGCAUGAAGUCUGUAGUGUCGUUGCACGCAAGGAAGUUAAGGAAUUGUUUUACAACAGUGGCAGUGUCCAGUGCCUUGUGCGACACAUUUCACUGCUGCAUUUUCUGUGUUAUGUAGCAGACUCUGUUGUUGGACUGUUUUCAUAAAGCUUGCACGAGCAUGUUGUGCACGAAAUGCUUUUGGGGACACAACAGGAUGGAAUUGUUUCAGGAAUAGUUAGGUUUAAUGUUCUUGCGGUGCCCUAUUAUGCUGCACUUAUAUAGAGUACAGCACUGGUUUUCAAGAUGUGUUAUUACAAUAGGAAAAUUAUUUCGAACUGCUUGUAAUCAUUCAAGUAUAGUAAUCCACUGCAUUGCGUAGCUGUAGUAUAUCGCAGAGCAGGUAUUGAUGUUUGCGUUCAUAAACUAUAUGUUAAAAUUGCUUAAUGCUUGGUAGGAGCUUGACAGCUUGUGUAGGUUAAAGCCCAAGCCUGCUGUUUUUGUGCCCAAUGGCAGUGAACAAGUUCACUUUAAACGAAAGAUUCAAUGUUUUAUCACUGUUGAUCACCUUGCAUAAUAUAAUUAGUCCUAUCUAGUUCUUGGUCUACAGAGCUCUGAUAGAAACAAAAUAAGAAACUGAAAAGCACACCACCAUCUGCCUCCCUAUUGAGAGCCCAGAUUGGCAGGCAUACAAGUACACAUCUCUAUCUAGUCCUCUCUAUUUAUCAGUGGUCUGCUUUGAAAACGCUUUGUAUGUUUAUAUUAGGUUACUGGAUGGUUGGUGCGGUUCUUGCCUCUCUGUCGAUGCUGCCCCACCUGUAUGAUCUUUCAAAUGUUCACGUUUGAUAGUGGCAUGUUGAGUAGCAACAUUCGUACCAAGCAAUGUUGCUUCAUAGUGCAGCUGCACCAACUGUUAGCUGACUUCAGCUGUGACGGCUGAGAAUGUGUCUUGUAAUUGGUAAGGUGAAAGUCUAUUUGAGUUGAGUUUUUAUGUCAGGAAACACUUGGUAGCAAUAUUGCAAUUGUUUGAAAAUGCUUCAACCCCUCCCCCUUCCUUGCAGUUUUUUUCUAUUGUUGCCAUGAUUGCACGAACACUGCUUUCCUGGACAAAGCUGCAAAGUUGUCACAUUACCUCGGUAUUUGCUGCUGAGAAGUAAGCCUGUAAGACUGAUUGCUAUUUUGGCUCCUUCUAGCUGAUGUGGAUGGAUUGGCAGAUUACACCGACCUGUCUUUAUAUUUGAUCUCUUCAACACAUGCGCCAUAGUUUGCCUCUAUUGAUUUGCUCCCAAAGCAUAAGCAAUUGAUGUGCCGGAAUUCUAUCCUGGUGGGGAAAAAAAUCAAGCUUGAUAAGUUCCCAUAUUGUUUUUGCAGAUGCAUUGUUACUUGUUCCCCUAUGGGGUUUCCCUCUUUUUCUUUUGUUCUGCAUGCAGUAUAAUGCAAGCCGGGUACAGUCUUAUUUGUUGAUGUUUAUAUGCAUCAGGGCAACCUUACUUUGUUGCUUCAGCUUCAUGCUUUGCUCUAUGCCAUGAGCAACUUUCCUGGAUACUUGCAGAUGAGACAAGUAAGAGAUAGCCAUUCAAAUAUGUGUGACAUGCCUGAGGGAUUGGUUUUUCCAUAAAGGGACUGCUGUUGAAACUGCACAUCACCAGAUAUUGGCAUUUCUUAGUAUACAUUCAUCCUCAGAUUUCUUUCUGGCAUUUGCCACUUUCUGCAUUUGGCACAGCUUUAGCUUACUGCUCUACAAAUUUUCUUUUUUCAUUCGCUAUACAUUGGCAAAAUCUACAAUGCCAACAAGAAUACUUUGACAUUCCUUCAAGCCAAUACUGGUCUGUAAAAGACUUCAGUGUAACCAGUUGUGCAGUCCUCAGGAGCGCACGCUGUGGUGCUUGAGCCACGCACUCUCUCUUAGUGUCUCGUCCAGGUCUCCCUCUCUGCUGCUUUCUCUGUAAUUUGCCUCAUACUGAGGGUUUUUAGACCAAAGCUGAUAUCGCGUCGUCUAGGUGCAUCGCGUCUUAUUUAUGAGGAAAGAGAAUACAAAACAAAAGUACUUGUGGAAGAGAAAUGUAGAUUUGUUGCGUCGGGUGCCUCGUGGUUCGAGGUCACAAAGAAAAAUAAAAAGUCACUUGUAACAAA